AGUGGAUGUAACCGAAGUACAGAUAGCGAUCACAAUUGUCUUUUUUAUAACUGCAAUUGGAGGAACAAUGAUGUGGGAUUAUACUAUCCCUGUGAUUCAAUUAAAACUGAAGAUGCUACCUCUCAUUGGGAUACUGACAGGAGCCUUUAUUUCUUGUUUUAAUUAUUUCCAAGUCAUCCUUGGUGGAGGAGUUGGCAAGAAUGGAUCCACAACCGCAGGCACCAGUGUUUUGUCACCUGGCAUCCACAUAGGAGUCAUUAUUCUUCUUGCCAUAAUGAUCCACAAAAAAUCUGCAACUCAGCUGUUUGAAAAACAUCCCUGUCUGUAUAUUUUAAUGUUUGGGUGUGUGUAUGCCAAAAUCACACAAAAAUUGGUGGUUGCUCACAUGACCAAAAGUAAACUAAAACUACAAGAUUCCGCAUUUAUUGGGCCAGCUCUUCUGUUUUUUGAUCAAUACUUCAACCACGUUAUAGAUGAAUAUAUUGUUCUGUGGGUAGCAAUGAUCAUCUCUUUAUUUACUUUGCUGAAAUAUUUCAUUACUGUGGUCAUGCAGAUUGCAGAUCACUUAAAUUUACAAGUCUUCAGGAUUCCACCUCCUCCUGUACCCGAACAGGUCCAAGUUCUUUCUUCAAAGAGCCAUCAGAAUAACAUGGAUUGAAGAGAUUUUCGAACACUUGCCAUUUCUUGCUGCUGCUAUUACAAGAAAGGAGAUAUUAAAGAAAUGUUUUAAUAUGUUGAUAAAUUACUUUAAUAUACUGUUUUAUUUGAUGAAAUAUGUAAUUUUUCGAUCUUAAU
Messenger RNA from Gracilinanus agilis (Agile Gracile Mouse Opossum), 795 nucleotides. Its product is annotated as cholinephosphotransferase 1-like. The record is from RefSeq and is a predicted model, not a curated record. NCBI's taxonomy places the organism in Eukaryota, Metazoa, Chordata, Mammalia, Didelphimorphia, Didelphidae. Gene Ontology annotation, cellular component: Golgi apparatus; endoplasmic reticulum membrane. The annotation marks the transcript as partial. Gene Ontology annotation, molecular function: ethanolaminephosphotransferase activity; diacylglycerol cholinephosphotransferase activity. The transcript is spliced from 6 exons. Gene Ontology annotation, biological process: phosphatidylethanolamine biosynthetic process.